Rubroshorea leprosula is the source of this 1106-nucleotide messenger RNA. The record is from the annotation of a GenBank genome assembly. NCBI's taxonomy places the organism in Eukaryota, Viridiplantae, Streptophyta, Magnoliopsida, Malvales, Dipterocarpaceae.
UUGGAGGAAUUGCAUGAUCAACGUUAUUGGAUGGACGGUUGCUGCAGAGUUGUCACAUUUUGUCUUAAAAAAAAUGCAUGAGUUCUGCUUCUGAUUUGCUCAAGCAACCCAAGGACACGUUCUGUGAUGAUGAGCUGUCUGCAGAAGUUCUUUUUGAUGAGUUAUUUCUAAGGCACUCAAUUUGGCUUUUCUUGUUUAGGAACAGCAACAGUGCGACAAUUACUAACAAUCUGGAAUACAUUCUGGAUAUGCUAACAUUCCUCAAGGUAUUUUGGAGUUGUGCUUUCCUAUUGCCAGGAAGAGUGAUAAAGCAGGUUGAGCAGAUCUGCAAGAGUUUCUUGUGGUCUGGUUCUUGGGAAAAGAGAGUAAUCAGGUAUAGCACUGGUUUCCUGGGAUAUUGGAUGCCUGGAUGCCUACUCUAGUGUGAAGGUGAAUUAGUGGUUAAACAGCUGAAGGCAUGGAACAAUAAACAAUUGUGGCAGCUGUGUACACCAUCUAAUGCAUUGUGGAGUACCUGGCGUGAUAGUAAAUUGAAAGGGGCUAGUUUUUGGUCAGUAAAGAUAUCUGUGGACUGUGCUUGGGCUUGGAGGAAGCUUCUACAACUCAGACCUUUGGUGCUGAAUCUAAUCGUGAUGGAGAUUGGAGAUUGGAGAUUGGAGACAGGUUUUGCUGUUCUAUCCUAUGAUUGCUAGCACCAUGCCAGUAGGUUGGCGGAUAGAAUAGUUAUGAGAAACUGCCAGUGAGGGCCUGAUGUCAAAGUGGCUGACUGGAGAAGGAAUGGCACUGGAAUAUACCUGCAAGCUGUCUGGAAGGGAAAUGAGUCUCGCAUUUACUCAAUUGCUACAUGAUAUGAGUUAUGUAGAAACCAGAGGGAAAAGGUCAAGUGGCAUCGAUUUAUAUAUGGCAAUCAUGGUUGCUGCCCAGACAAAAAGCUUUAUGAUGUUGAUGUGGCUGUGGCUGUUAAUGCAUGGAAGGCUGAAGACUAAACAAUUCCUCAACUGUUGCGGGCUUUCUGUUGAAACUUACGUGCAAAAUGUGUGCUGAAGCAGAGGAGACAUGCUUGCACUUGUUUUUCAGGUGUAGGUAUACUAAGGAGAUUUUGAACA